Neurospora tetraspora is the source of this 621-nucleotide messenger RNA. RefSeq names its product Aegerolysin-domain-containing protein. The transcript has 2 exons. The record is from RefSeq and is a predicted model, not a curated record. NCBI's taxonomy places the organism in Eukaryota, Fungi, Ascomycota, Sordariomycetes, Sordariales, Sordariaceae. The coding region runs from base 1 to 621 and encodes 206 amino acids. Gene Ontology annotation, biological process: symbiont-mediated hemolysis of host erythrocyte.
AUGGCAACACUCCGAAAGGGCUUCUCAGCCCGUCUUUUGGCGCUUGGCCUGCUCCUCAUUUGUCUGGUUGCCGGCACCUUUGCCGCCCCUUUGGGUGUCGACCAUGAACUCGCCCCUCCGCCUCCGGGAUCUCCUUCUCCCCGCCGCGGACCUACCAUGAACAUGGCAAGAAGCACCAACGCCGAAGCUCAAUGGGUCUACAUGACGAUUCGAAACCAAGCUUCUUCUGGGGAAUUGUACAUCAGGAACGCCCAUCUCAAUUGGGGCAAGUGGUACGAAUACCCCAACAAAGACCAAGAGCUUUCCGACAACGACGUGCAAGCAAAUUAUGCCGGCCCAAACGGCGGAUCUAUGGGCGUGGCCGCUUCCGGUAGAGAAUGGACCUCUAGCGGCACCGAGGGCCAGUUCGACAUCUACCAUGGCAACACGAAGGUGUGCCAUGUCUACUGGGAUUGCCCGUGGAGUCACAAGCACAAUUCCUUCUCGGUUUCCGAAGUCGACGAUAAUUAUGUCGUUCAAGACACUGGUGCGAGUUUGGAUUCGGGCGCGCUUGGAUCCAUCACUAUUAAGGUGGUAAAGACCAGUGAAACGGAGGAAACCAAAUGCAUUUGGGGGUGCUAA